This is a messenger RNA of Parnassius mnemosyne (clouded apollo), 420 nucleotides long. Lineage: Eukaryota; Metazoa; Arthropoda; Insecta; Lepidoptera; Papilionidae. The record is from the annotation of a GenBank genome assembly.
AUGGCGGGUACUUAUUAUUUUGUUAUUGUUGGCCAUUCUGAUAAUCCCAUUUUUGAAAUGGAUUUUAUUCCACUGACUAAAGAAGUUAAGAAGGAAGAUAAUAGACACCUCAAUCAAUUCAUUGCCCAUGCAGCACUUGAUUUGGUUGAUGAACAUAUGUGGAAAGUGACCAACACAUACUUGAAGUCGGUGGACAAGUUUAACCAGUGGUUUGUUUCUGCCUUUGUUACAGCCAGCCAGAUGCGGUUUGUUAUGGUUCACGAUGCUCGCAAUGAGGAUGGAAUCAAAAAUUUUUUUACCGAUGUUUAUGAAGCAUAUAUAAAACUUAUGUUAAAUCCAUUCUACAAAGAGGACACUCUUAUUACAUUACCAGCCUUUGAGAAAAAAGUGCAAUUCUUAGGCAAGAAAUACUUAACAUAA